This is a messenger RNA of Coccidioides posadasii C735 delta SOWgp, 1653 nucleotides long. RefSeq lists its product as uncharacterized. Gene Ontology annotation, biological process: GPI anchor biosynthetic process. Gene Ontology annotation, cellular component: glycosylphosphatidylinositol-N-acetylglucosaminyltransferase (GPI-GnT) complex; membrane. The record is from RefSeq and is a predicted model, not a curated record. Lineage: Eukaryota; Fungi; Ascomycota; Eurotiomycetes; Onygenales; Onygenaceae.
AUGGCUAGUUCCCCUCCUCCACCAAACACCACCUCCCGCCCUCAAUCCUUGGGCACUCCCGCGGCGCCAGUUCCUCCCCCCGUACCCGUUGAGACCCAUCCGAAUCGAGCAGGAUUAAAGCCUCGCCCCCCUUUACGCCCUCCGCCGGAUCCGAGCCGACUCGCACCGGAAGAUGCUUACUUUGCUCACUCGCCCCCGCGAUUGCGGCCGCUUAACCUCCCGAACAACCAUGCGGCAAGCAACCCUGACCUGCUUAACCGGGUUGUUGCAACACCUGCGGCGGUAGCUGCGUUGAGACCGCCGCCAGCUGUACCCGGCACGAAACCAAAAGCUACGGGGGAGGCGCGGCGAGACCGCGGGCGCAGUCGGAGGAGAAAGCGGCAGUGGAAGAAGUUGUUAUGGGUGAAGCAGUCCUACCCAGAUAAUUACACAGACACGGAGACGUUCCUCGACCAUUUGCAACGAAAUCCCAGAUUACGACCCUACGAUUUCUGGCCACUAGUGGCCGAUUUUACCGUUAUUGUGCAACAUGUUUGCUCUGUUAUAAUAUUUGUUUGCUGCUUUUCUGCCAUUUUUCAAGAGCGUGUUAGUCCAGUGUCGGUGGUCAGCUGGGCGACCCUAUGUACGAUAUUCUGCUGGUGUCUUUGGGAUUACUGGGAGGGAAAGGUUCAGAUGGAAUCCGCGCAAUGUCAGCAUGGUACGGUCGGCGAUCCAGCAGACGACGGCUCAAGCUCCGGCUCUUUGUCCGGUUCCGCAGGAGACGACCGAAAAAGAAAGUCUACGGACAAUGGGCUUGGGCUAUCUCUAGAUUUAUCCAGUAUAGGAAGCCCACCAAGCCGACAGAGUACUAUGACCAGCUCAUAUUCUGACGAUACAUCUGCGACUUCUCUACACUCAACACGAUCUUCGGUUUCCCCCCCGCCUCUCAUGUCGAACAGUCCUAGCUGCUACCCUAGUCCUUCCAACAUUAUCCCCAAAUCUCCUGGAGGAAUAGCCAUAAACUCUUUUCAUGUACCCUAUCUUCCCUCUCGCGCUACUCAACGUUUGAUAACAGCAAAAUCUGCGCUCCUCAUCUUUUGUGCGCUCCAAGGCCUUUCUCCCAUCCUCAAAUCCCUCACGAAAUCUACAACGAGCGACUCUAUCUGGGCCAUGUCCUGCUGGCUCAUGAUAAUCAACGUUUUCUUCUUCGACUAUGGGAGCGGGACAAAAGAAAACCAAAAUCUUAGCAACAACACUGGCGCAGGGGCUGUGGCUGCUAAGUUCCCCGCGUCCCUAUCCACGAAUGCGGCGUUAAUGGCCUCCACAGUCCUCGCCUCCAGACUCAAAUCGACCACGCACGUGUUCAGCCUAACGCUGUUCUCCAUUGAGGUCUUCGGGCUAUUUCCCGUGUUCCGACGCCACCUUCGCGCAAUUUCCUGGCGCGGCCAUGUCCUACUUACCGUAUCUCUCGUUAUCGCAGCUGGAGCAGCAGUGGGAGUCACCCUGAAGGGAGGCUACAAAGGAAUGAUAUUGGGAAUAUUGAUUGGUGCCCCAUCCACUGCGUUAGCCAUGGGAGGGUGUAGCUGGUGGUUGAUUCGGUUGCAGAAGUAUAAGAAUGUUGUUGCAGGCCCGUGGGAUCAAGCCAAGCCUAUUCUGAGAAGGCAUUGGGACUGA